GCACGCGUGUUUGAUCUAUUUUGAACAUGGUAGUUUCUGAUUACCAUGUUGCUUGCGUAGCAAGCAAAAUUGAGAGAGUGUGAUGUUAUGUGGAGUAUAUCGGAUUUAAUUAUCGGGUUCAAGAUUCGUCAUACAGCUGUUACAUUACAGUAAGAAGGGUUAUCGUUACCUGUGCGACUUGAAUAUUUCUUAUCUACGCUGGAAGCUUGCCAAAAAGCAAGAGGGGAUGCUUUUGACAUAUUAUAUUCCCCUCAAACGGCAAAAAUUAAUGGACACGUGUGUACCAUUAGGGUAGUGAGUGACAUAAAUGCGCUCGGCUAUCAGUGUUAUUUUGUCGAGUCCGGUACCCGACAAUAAAAUGUCUCAUCCCGAUUACGAGCAAACUGCUCACGAUCAUGCGGCCCUACUUUUGCUCCUGAGGCCCAUUGGUACACAAAUCAAACAAAAAACUGUCACCAGGUUAUGCGAACGAAUAAUUAAAGCAGGUAGCAGAUUUACUGUCGCCGAUUCUACAGGUGGAACCCGUGAAAUCAUUGCUAGAUUUGUCAAAGAACAUCCCGUGGAAAACAAUGAUUGGGGAGAUUUUCAAACGCACAGAAGACUAUUAGGAUUAAUCACAUUUGGAAAAUAUGACAACCAAGCUGAACUCAACGAAUUAUGUAGAAUUCACGAAACCUUAAAAGUAAAAUACACUGCAACACUAUAUGAUUCACGUGCUAUACUUUUUGGGCCGGUGGAAUCAAACAAUCCACACGAACCACCACUGUCAUUUAGCACUCCUUCAAACUUCAAAACACGUGGUGUAUUUUAUACCGAUGAGAUCUGCUCUGAUCUUGAAGUUCACAUUAUGGAGUGCCUUAAUUCUCUGUUUUGGAUUCUGGAAUCCAAAAGAUUGGAAAGGUCCAGAGAAAAAAUAGAUAGGGUUUCCCUUUUGUUAGCACCUUUUGAAAAGAAAGAUUUUAUAGGAUUAGAUUUGGAAUCCAGAAAUAAUAGAAAAAGAUGUGUAGGUCGUAUGACUAAACAUUUAGGUGAUUUAUGUCUUCAAGCUGGACUUCCAGCAGAUGCUUUAAGCAACUAUAAUUCUGCAGCCAGUGUGUUACAAGCUGUCAAUGAUUGGCUAUGGCUAGGAGCAGCAUUUGAAGGUUUAUGUGCAGCAUCUGCUUUAGUGUUAUAUCCAAAUAUGUGUAGAAGUCUUCCAUUGCAAAGAAACUCUUCCCUUCAAGAAGGAAGUCCAGGUAAGCAGAGACGAGGUUCACAAGCGGUUAAUGCUUUACCAUCACCACCUGCUGUAGAAGUAGUAAAGAGCAAUAUGCCACAUAUUUUGCUACCUGAAGAAAUAUCAAAGAAAUACCGUGAAGCAAUAGUUCAUUAUAGCAAAUAUCAAUAUGCUGGAAUAAUAGAGACAGAAGCUAGUUUUAAAGCUACAAGGAUUUCUAUAGAGCAAAAUUGCACUUUACAAGCUGCUUCAUAUUUAAAUAAUGUUGUACUUAUAAAUUUACCAUUAAGUGAACAAGAGAAAAUUGAUCGAUUUACCACAUUGUCAGAUUUAUAUAUAAGUUUUGGUUUUAUAAGAAAAGCAUCUUUUUGCUUAAGAUUAGCUGCAACAAGACAUGUGUCUCAAAAUAAUCCCAACCCAGAUUGGCAGCAAUGUUAUAAUUUAAUGUUACAAGCUACUUCUGGAUUUAAGCUAUCUUUAGAUCCUAUUGACAUGUCUCCUGAUACACAUAGGGGUUGGCCAGUUAUUCAAAUACAAGUAAUAAAUGAACUUGUUGUUGCUGCUAACCGUAUGGGUAAUCCAGCACUUGCGACAAGACAUAUGACAUUUUUACUUCAAACAAUGUAUAACUAUUUGACGCCUAACGAACGCAAGGAAACUGCGCUACAGCUUCAAAAUGUAUCUCAACAGUGUGAAGGUGCACCUGUACCACUCGUUUUAGAUUCUGGAACAGUUAUACCACCUGCCAAUCUAACAAAUAUUCCAAAAACAAAAUCGUUCGUUUUGAAAAAUAUGCAACCACAUCUUCAGCCUCAAAAAAUUGAAAGAGUCAAGGAAGACCAUGGGCCUUUUCUAUUUACACCAAUUAAUUUUGGUUCAUUAGAGAGAAAAAAUACAUCCAAAAGUAAAGUUGAUUACUUAUGGGUUGAGGGUGAUAUUUGUGAAGUAUCAAUGCAACUUAUUAAUCCCUUACCAUUUGAACUUCAUGUGUCUAAUAUGAGACUCCUUACAAAUGGAAUAGUAUUUGAAUCAAUCCCGGAGAGUAUUACGCUUCCUGCUGAGUCAGGACCAAUUGCGGUAACGUUAGCAGGAAGGCCUAAAGAAAUUGGAGACUUAGAAAUACUCGGCUUUAGUACGCAUACAUUAGGAGUGAAAUCUAACUGCAGAUUAAGGUCCAUGGAAGGAAUGGCUCAUCCUCAAUAUACCGUUGAAGUAGUUCCAGCCUUACCAAGGAUAGAAGUGGCCACAAGUUUACCUCAAACUGCAAGUUUCAGUUCUGGAGAUAAUAUAGUAACUAGUGCAAGUAUAUCACUCUAUGGUGGUGAAAGUGCUGAGUGUACUGUAACUAUUACAAAUUCCGGCCAAGUUCCUAUUGAAACUAUAGAACUAUCGGUACAAUCUACACUAGAUACGAUAACCGAGAACAAAAUAUUCAAAUGGAACGAUGAAAACUUAAUGUCACAAUUACCUUUACAACCUGGUGUCAGUGCGAGUCUUACCUUAUAUUUGUACGCGGCUACAGAUUUUAUAGCAUCUACGUCCCGGAAUGACAUUACCAGCAGUACAUAUCUUAGUCAGCCAAGCAGUUUAAUGUCUCAUUCGGGACACAGUUCGUUACCAUCUAGAUUAAGUUCUCCAUCGCAUACCAAGCGACAAUCCGAGCUAACUUCCUCGUUUAGAUCAGGCUUAAGUUCUCACUCUGGUAACUCUUCCAUGGCCAGUUCGCGUUUAUCGAAACUUGCUGUUCCGUUACAUACUUCAAAUGUUAUCGAGGGUCAAUUAAAAAUAAAGUACUCAGGUGGUAACGGUUUAACGGCAGGUUAUUGCCGUACUUCGUCUGUGUUUGUAACCAUUGAAAUGUUACCUAGCGUACAAAUUACAAAUUGGGAUGUACUUCCAGCAGAAACGCCAUCGCAGUUUUAUCUCGUAUUAGAUUUAACAAAUAUGACCAAUCAUGAAAUGGAAUUACAUUAUACACAAACUAAAUGUAUAUAUAUGGAGGGAAAAGAACCGUGUAGAAUUCCUGUACCAGUUGAUCGAUGCCCGCUCAAUAAAUUAUCUAUGUUAAACGGAGUCGGUGAUAUUGGAGAACUUCAACAAAUUUGUUCAGAACACAUUGCCUCGUUAGUUGAUUUACGGUGGCAAUUAUUAGGCACAGAAUCAAUUGGAAAAGCAACCCUAUCCGGCAUUACUCUCACUCAAGAUAUGUUAGACCUCGUUAGAAUGAGUCCUUUACAAUGGGAAAUAAAAAUAAAUGAUGCACUUGUAAAGGCACAAGAUGAACUUACAUGUAGUUUAGGCGAAUGUGUUAGCAUUGGAAUAGGGAUAUGUAAUGCUUUGAAACAUCCAUUGAGCGAUCUUAUAUUGUCUAUUAAUUUCUAUCAAGAUCAUCAUAAUGGAGUUAAUAAUUAUCAAUUAGAAACGAGGCUAUCAAUCGCUGGUGCAAACAAAGUUAUACUUCCAGCUUUACAAGAAUAUGGAAGAGUUUAUCACGAAUGUCGUGUUGUAUUCUUCACGGCUGGACAAUAUAAAAUAGAUAUUCAGUGUUGCAGUAAAGAAUCAGCCCCAAAUACACCAAUACUUUGUUCGGAAUUAAUAAAUGCUGGGCAUACAUGGCGUUAUAUACCACCAAUAGAAAUAACUGUUGACGACUAUUAACGUACCUAGAAUAAAUGAAUGCGCGGCUCCGUAACAUUUGUAAAAAAGUGAAAAAUAAAUACAUCUACGUCUUGUUAUAAUAAUUGAAUGUGAAAUAAUUUAAUAACUUAUACUUUUACUUUUUUUAAUAAAGGAUACAAAAAUCUU
Molecule: messenger RNA, 4021 nt
Organism: Hylaeus volcanicus
Lineage: Eukaryota; Metazoa; Arthropoda; Insecta; Hymenoptera; Colletidae
Gene: brun
Product: protein brunelleschi
Exons: 12
Coding region: 308-3874 (1188 amino acids)
Cellular component (GO): trans-Golgi network
Source: RefSeq, a predicted model, not a curated record